GGGAGCGGGGCUCUCAACAGACCGGUGCCCAUGAACCUGUUUGCAACAUGGGAGAUAGAUGGAUCCUCCCCGAACUGCAUCCCGAGAUUGUGCAGUCUGACUCUGAAGAAGCUGGUUGUGAUGAGAGAACUUGAUAAAGAGCUCAUCUCUGUGGUCAUAGCGGUUAAAAUCCAGGGCUCCAAACGGAUUUUGAGGUCCCAUGAGAUAGUGCUGCCACCCAGUGGGUCUGUGGAGACCGAUCUGGCUCUCACCUUUUCACUGCAGUACCCUCACUUCUUAAAGCGAGAAGGAAACAAGCUGCAGAUCAUGCUGCAAAGGCGAAAGAGAUACAAGAACCGAACUAUCUUGGGCUACAAGACCCUUGCAGUGGGAUCCAUUGAUAUGGCCGAGGUGAUGCAGCACCCGACAGAGGGAGGCCAGGUCCUGCCUCUCUGCAGCAACCAGAAAGAAAUGCUGGGGAAGGUGGCAGAGAUCUGGAUCUUUUCCCUGUCCAGUCAGCCAAUAGACCACGAGGAGGCAGCCCUGCAGGGAGGACAGAAGAUCAAAUGCUCCGAUAACUACUCAGAGGAAGAGUAUGAGAGCUUCUCCUCGGAGCAGGAAGCCAGCGACGAUGCUGUGCAGGGACAGGAUCUAGAGGAUGACGAGUACGAUGUGAGAAAGCCAAAGAAGCAGAGGAGGUCGAUUGUGAGGACACCCUCCAUCACCAGACAGCAGAACUUUAAACAGCGAGUGGUGGCUCUUCUGAAGCGGUUCAGAGUUUCAGACGAGGUGUUGGACUCAGAGCAGGACCCUGCAGAGCCGCCUCCUGAGGUGGAGGAAGAGGACCUGGACCUGGACAGUGUGGAGUUUGAGAACCCGAGUGACAGCGGCCCGGAGCUUGAUGACGACGACAGCGUCCUCAGCACACCAAAACCCAAACUCAAGCCAUAUUUUGAGGGUCUCUCCCUCUCCAGCUCUCAAACUGAGAUCGGGAGCAUCCACAGCAGCCGGAGCCACAGGGAACCUCCCAGCCCGAUUGACCCAGAUAAAACCAAGUGUGGUGGGGCCAAAUUUCCAGAUGACAGUGUGUCUGACAACGUCUCUUUUGAGCAGCCAGAGGCGGUGACUCCGACCACAGAGCUGGAGAUGGACAACAUGGACACAUUUUUAGAGAGACUGCCACCAAGUGGCAAAAUGACCAAGACAGAGUCCCUAAUCAUUUCAUCCAACAGGCAAGAACCGAAGUUGGCAGGGAGGCGAGGCAGGAGCACGUCACUGAAGGAGCGCCAGCCCAGCAGGCCGCAGAACGAGAGGGCCAACAGCCUGGACAACGAGCGGUCCCUGGACACACGCUGCCACCUACAGAUCCCAAGAAAGACAGUGUAUGACCAACUAAACCACAUCCUGGUGUCUGAUAACCACCUCCCUGACAGCAUCAUUCUCAUCAACACAUCGGACUGGCAGGGCCAGUAUCUUUCAGAUAUGCUGCAAAACCACCAUCUACCAGUGGUCUGCACCUGCACCACAGCCGACAUCCAAGCUGCAUUCAACACCAUCGUCUCCCGUAUACAGAGAUUUUGCAACUGUAACUCCCAGACGCCCAUUCCCAUAAAGAUCGCAGUGGCUGGAGCGCAGCACUACCUCAGUGCUGUUCUGAGGCUUUUUGUGGACCACCUUUCCCAUAAGACCCCUGACUGGCUCGGCUACAUGAGGUUCCUUAUCAUCCCUUUAGUCUCCAAAUAUCUCGCAACUAUUGACUAUCGAUAAAGUUUGUUCCAGGACGCUGCUUGGAGGGACCUGUUUCACAAGCCAGAGCUCCCUGUUGUUGGAGAACCAGACGUAGUGUCAAGGGUAACUCAGUACAUGAUGGGAGCUAAACGGAAGCUCAACCAGCUUCCAUGCGCAGAGGCCAUGCUCACCCUACAAACAGAAAAGAGAGCUUUCAAUUUUGAUUUUGCAGUAAGCCCUGAUGAGGACUCAUGUCAGAAAUUCAUCCCUUUCAUUGGUAUGGUGAAAGUCGGCAUCGUGGAGCAAACAUCUGCAACAUCAGGAGACUCUGAUGACGCAGCACCUCUGGGUUCCUUGCUGCUCUCGUCCACUCCUCCACAAAUAUCACCCGCUCUCAAAGAGGCGUCGCCCACCCCACCUUCCUCACCCUCUGUCACCACUAGCUUCUGUGCUUACAGUUCUGUAGGUCAGACGGAACUGAUGGGACUUCAGGUGGACUACUGGGUGGCUCCGACAGAAAGGAAGAAAGACAUGGAGAAGCGGGACUCCUCCUCCAAAAACACUCUGAAGUGCAAUUUCCGCUCGCUGCAGGUCAGCCGGCUGCCACUGGGGGGCGCAGAGCCGAGCCCCCAGCCCACCAUGUCCAUGACUGUGGUGACCAAGGAGAAGAAUAAGAAGGUCAUGUUCCUGCCAAAAAAGAGCAAAGACAAGGAGGUAGAGUCGAAGAGUCAAGUGAUCGAGGGCAUCAGCCGGCUCAUCUGCACUGCCAAGCAACAGCAGACCAUGCUGAGAGUAUUGAUUGAUGGCGUGGAGUGGAACGAUGUCAAGUUUUUCCAGCUGGCGGCGCAGUGGUCCUCGCACGUCAAACACUUUCCCAUCGGGAUCUUUGGACACACAAAAGGCCCUUACUAGCAGCACCUAAGAGACUGAAACACUGAGGACAGCCCCCCUCCUCUCUUCCCUUUCCCUUGUGCCAACAGCUUUUAACCCCCCUCCUCCCUACUUUCCCCCUGCACACUUCUUCUAUUCUAUUGUCUUAAUUUAAACUCCUGCUUUUAUCGUUGCAUUUGUCCAAUUAUUUAAUCUUUUGCGUGUUUUUUUUUAAUUUUCUAUUUAUGUAAAAACGUCUCGAGGCAAUGCUGCCAUGGGAAUAUUUCUUUACUCAGCUUUUUAAAAGAAGAAAUCCUGCUGAUGUUUUAUAGACUUUUGAGAAGAAAAAAAAAACCUAAUUAAAUAAUAAUUAGAAAUUACUUCUAACCUUUAACAUACUGUAUGAGUGCCCAGGUUUCACCCUCUGCCAUCAUUUUUUAUUUUAUUUGGUGAGGCACAGUACAUUUAAUCAAGAAUAUAUUUAAAAAAACAAGAGCAGAUGCCUUGUAAUGAAGUGGAAGAGGUCAUGGUCAUCUUAUUUCCCAACCAUGAUGAAGAUAUUUUUGGAUUCUCAACUUCAGAGACUGUUGUCGAUUUGUCGUCUUAAUCCUGAAGAAGAAAAAUUAAACGGCCCCAGACCUUUGGCUCUCUGCACUCAAUGAAGAAGUCUAAUGUGCAAUAGGCUGAAUACUGUGUGAAUGCAAUUCUGAAUAAUAACCUGGCACUGUUAGGAGAUUACACACUGCUCUUAGUUGUGAUUUUCAAUCUAUGUAACCCCCUCUUCUUCAUUACUUUCUCCUUCUAGUAAAUUGGCUUGAGGUUUGAAGAGUUUUUCUCCAAAGUGAGAAAUGUAAUUAGAAAAGUCAGACACACCUGCUUUUUAAGAAAAUGAUUAAUAGCACAAAAUUAACUACUUUAUGGAAGGAAUUACACACGUAAAGGAAUACAUUGGCAUUUUGGGAAAUACGUUUAUUUGCUUUCUUGCCGGGAGAUAGAUGAGAAGAUCAAUAACGCUUUAAAGUCUGUACGGUAAAUAUAGGUAGAACCAGCAGCUUAGCUUAACGGGGGAAACAGCUAGCCGAGCUCUGCCCAAGGAUAACAAGAUCCUUACCAGCACCUCUAAAGCUAACUGAUUAUCAUGUCAUAUCUUUAAUCUGUACAAAAACAAAGAAUAAAAACGACAAGUUGUGGUUGUAUGGGGGGGUUUACAGGAAAUAGUCCGGCACAUAACCCACUGGAAAACCACAACUUGUCGUUUUUAUGGUUUUUGUAUGAAUUACUCAAAAGGGAAAUAAAAUACGGACAGAGCUAUGCAAGCUGUUUCCCCGUUUCCUGUCUUUAUGCUAAGCUAAGCGAACCGGCUGCUUGCUAACAGCUAGCCUGGCUCUGAUCAAAAGUAACAAAAUCUGCCUACCAGCAUCUGUAAAGCUCACUACUGUAAUUCACACAUUAUAUCUCCUUUGUUUGAUUUGUUCAAAUACUGAGCCAGACUAGCUGUUUCCCUGUUUCUAGGAAUGGCUCAAUACCACUUCUUCAUGUCUGAUACCAAUACAGAUACUGACACCUUGAGUAUCCAUCGAUACUGAUAUCAGUCCGAUCGAAAAUCGAUCGAAAUCUUUUUUCAAAAGCCUCAAAUCUUUUUUCAAAAGCCUCAAAUCUUAUCGGCUUUUAAAUUAACUUCAACUUCGUGCCAUUUCCUCUCGGUCUCUGACUGGACCGAAUCAAAGGAGUAAAAGUUAUAUUGCUAGGGAGAUAUCGCCAUCUAUUACAGUAUUAUGGCAUUGAUUCACACGUAGCAGAUUUGUCAGCAAAACAUUAAUUCUGUGAACUCUACUCCAGCAUACUUCAGCAAAAACAGGUUUCAAGUUACACCUCAUUUCUACCCUACCUAUGUGAACUUAAAAAUAGUAACAUCAUGCCUCUUUUUAGGUGGCAGGAGUGAAAAUUUUGCAUCCUCAACAUUUGUUGUGUUUUACAGGAUGAUAAUUUUUUCUGGGCAACUAUGAUGUUUUUCCCAAAGGAUGUACAGAUUUUUUAGGCAUAUUAUCCCAACUGGCUUUAAAAACAGUGCAUAUAGCUGCUGCAAAUGAGAAAAGAUAUCCCUGGGGAAUCUGGGCUAAGCUCCGACUGUUUACAGUGUCUGGCUCUGCCCCUGAUCAGCACUUCUCUACCUGUAUCCAGUCUUUGUGCUAAACUAAACUAAUCGCUGGCUGUAGCUUCAUAUUAACUCUCAGCAACAAAGCAAAUACUCCCCAAAAUGUCUAUUUAAGCUUGGUAUAUAUUUUAGAUUUAGAUUUUACAGAGUGGUUUCUCUGUAUUAAUUAGCUUGCUGACGUUUAUUUUAGAAAGAACUCUUCGUCCCCAAGCCCCACACUCCUCUGACACACUCCAUAUCUUUUGCUAAAAGCAAAUGUUACUUUUGCCAAAGGAAUACUCAUCAACUGCAGCUCACUCGUUACCUGUGUGGUAUUAUAGAAGACUUCAUAAUGUAGAGGUGAAUGUAUUGAAGGUACCUUAAUGUAAAGCACUUUUAAAUGUUUGUCCAUUAUAGAGUAGUGUGUUAUAAACCUACCCGGGAACCUGCAGGUAUGACUGACUGUGGUUCACAGAGGCACAUGGACAGACACUGUAUCUGUCUUUAUAUCUGAGCUGAACAACAGCACAAGCAGUGGUGUUCAUGGCAUAGUUUAUAUGCAAAGCAAACCAAGCACCUGCAUCCUCUCAGUGCUGUGUAAUAUCACUUUAUGCUCAGUGUGUAAGGCCUCGUUGGACUAUUUAGAUUUUAGUUUAAUAUUCUGUAAGGUUAGUCUAGAAUGUGUUUGUGAUGUUAAUUCAAAAAUCUUCUGUUAUGUAGAUUUUGCUCAAUCUUUUGUUGACUGUUAAGCAUAAAACUAAAAAAAAAAAGUAUUUUGCUUAUAAAAAUUUUGUUCAGUAGCAGUUUCAUCAUAACCUUUGCCAAUUUCUUGAUAAGUGCCUAAAUUGCUUAAUUUUGACAAAUCAACAGAAAUCUUUUGUCCCUGGCUAACAUGGUGCUGAUACUGGUCUGACAACAACAGAAUAUCUCAAUACAGUGCAUUGAUUUUUGCAGUUUAAACACAUGCAGUCAAGCUUGUUAACUGGAGGUAGGGAGAAUCACGCGCUGGACAGUCGGCUCUCAAACAUGGGUUUUAAAUAAUUAAAAGAACAACACAGCCCAUUAGUGUUGAGCAUAUAUUUGUUUCUCUAUAUAGCAGAUGUUUUAGAUGUUUUGGUUUUUUUCAUGUUGUCUCAGAGAAAGGCUUGUUGAAACUGAACGUUCCCUAAAGACUACCACUGUAAUCCCAAAACUUGGAGUAAUAAAACUACUAUACACACUAAAAUGUA
Messenger RNA from Morone saxatilis (striped sea-bass), 5940 nucleotides. It is a transcript of the gene pacs2, whose product is annotated as phosphofurin acidic cluster sorting protein 2. NCBI's taxonomy places the organism in Eukaryota, Metazoa, Chordata, Actinopteri, Moronidae. The record is from RefSeq and is a predicted model, not a curated record. Gene Ontology annotation, molecular function: transmembrane transporter binding. Gene Ontology annotation, biological process: protein localization to plasma membrane.